AUGUCUAACCUUAAAUAUGAAAUAGCGGAAUGUUUUGGUCCAUCAUAGAUAGAAAGACCUGCAUGUAGGAACGGCGUUUUAGUGCAUCGUGUUUUAGCCGAGCGAGAACACGAAACCGCUUGUCACUCACGUUGAGGGUCAAAUUUGGAGAAGAUGUCCUGUUAGUCCACUAAAUUAUGUCGAGUUUCUCCAGGUCUGCCCAGCAAUGGGCGACAUUUGCUCGUUCAUGGUUCCUGAUCGAUGCCAGGAUGCAGCCUCCUGGGAAGAUAGCCUCCAUGUGUUCUGUCAGACUGCAGGGAAAACACAAACCCAUCUACCACGCACUGAGUGACUGUGGUGACCAUGUCGUCGUAAUAAACACCAGACACAUCGCUUUCUCUGGCAACAAGUGGGAGCAAAAAGUCUACUCAUCACACACAGGGUAUCCGGGUGGAUUUAAACAAGUCACAGCUGCCCAGCUCCACCUAAAAGACCCAAAAGCUAUAGUGAAGUUAGCUGUUUACGGCAUGUUGCCAAGGAACUUGCACAGGCGCACCAUGAUGCAGCGGCUGCACAUCUUCCCUGACGAUGUCCUACCAGACGACAUCUUAGCCAACCUGACAGAGGAGCUUCCUCAGCCCAGAAAAAUCCCAAAGAAGCUCAGCGAGUAUACCCAAGAGGAGAUUGAGGCCUUCCCCAGGCUUUGGACACCACCUGAAGACUACAAGCUGAAAUGAAAUCUGCAAUAUGACCCGAGCUGAUAGUUUGGCAAGGCUGGAUCUUAUCUGCGCUACGUUGGAAGCGUUACCUGCAAACGUAACAAAACACACUGUUAUAUUUGUCAGUUCGAGACUAAAAUCAGUGACCAAACUGUUUUUUUGUAGGAUUUACUCAGACACAUGAUCUGAGAUCAUUUUUUAACCUCUACUGCAUAGAUCUGGUCUUUUUAUUUGCAGUCUAAGAAAAACCUGAAAUCUGACUUCUCUUGUUACAUGCUCAUGAAAAAAUACAAAAAAAAAAGAAAGAAAGAAAGUCCUGUGGGAAAAGAGGAUUGAAAGUCAGAUUUUCUGCCUGUGUGUGAAUUCAGC
Molecule: messenger RNA, 1067 nt
Organism: Myripristis murdjan (pinecone soldierfish)
Lineage: Eukaryota; Metazoa; Chordata; Actinopteri; Holocentriformes; Holocentridae
Gene: mrpl13
Product: mitochondrial ribosomal protein L13
Exons: 7
Coding region: 177-716 (179 amino acids)
Biological process (GO): negative regulation of translation; translation
Cellular component (GO): ribosome; mitochondrial large ribosomal subunit
Molecular function (GO): structural constituent of ribosome; mRNA binding
Source: RefSeq, a predicted model, not a curated record